Messenger RNA from Melampsora larici-populina 98AG31, 1866 nucleotides. Its product is annotated as lipase. The transcript has 14 exons. The coding region runs from base 1 to 1866 and encodes 621 amino acids. NCBI's taxonomy places the organism in Eukaryota, Fungi, Basidiomycota, Pucciniomycetes, Pucciniales, Melampsoraceae. The record is from RefSeq and is a predicted model, not a curated record.
AUGCAUAUCAACUAUUUCAAUUUCAUUCUUUUAUUAGCAUUCAAAGUCAAUGCGAUUUCUUUACCUAGAAAUAUACCAACAGAGCUUUACCAAACUGUAAAAAUAUCGACUAGUAAUCUUGAUUCACCAAUUGUUCAAAAUCAAAAUGUUCACAACCAUACCAAGAGAGACUUACCUUUUUUUGAUCCAUUCGUUGGUGCAAAUGGUAAUGAUGGAACAACCACGUCUACUAACCAAGAUACAAAUGGCAACCUACCUAAAACUUCACCAAAUGUAGCACUGGAUUAUGGAAACUUCAUUGGAGGAAGUCUAGGCAACAUAGAAAGUUUCACUGGAAUCCCAUUUGCGGAACCUCCAGUCGGUCUUCGAAGAUUAACAAAUCCUAUACCUCCACUCAAUCAUUACUCCAACUUUGAUGCAACCAAACUACCUCCUGCUUGUCCACAAGCUUUACCACUGACUGGAAAUGGACUUGUAGAAAAUCUUUUGACAGAAGCUGAAUUGAUUAAUCAGUUUACUCCUUUGAUCGGUCCUGUAGGUGUUGGGCAAGAAGAUUGUUUGACACUUGAUGUACGUCGACCCAAAGGGAUCCAAAAGGGUGCAAAUGUGCCUGUGAUGGUAUACAUCUAUGGAGGAGCCUUUGAAUUCGGUGCAACAAAUGUAUAUGAUGGAUCGUCUUUAGUUUCAACAAGUAUUUCACAAAAAACACCUAUCAUUUAUGUGGCUAUGAAUUAUCGUUUGAAUGGCUUUGGAUUCUUAGGAGGAAAAGAAGUAGGUCAAGAAGGUGUUGGAAAUUUAGGAUUAAAAGAUCAAAGACUCGCAUUGAAAUGGGUACAGAAAUAUAUUGGAGAAUUCGGAGGUGAUCCAUCGAUGGUUACAAUCUUUGGUGAAUCAGCGGGUGCCAUUUCUGUUUCUCAACAACUUACAAUCAUGAAUGGAAAUCACGAAGGAUUAUUUCGUGCUGCGAUUUGUGAAAGUGGGACUGCUUCACCAAUCGAAUCAUUUGCUGAAGGAGGCGGUCAGAAAGAUUAUGAUACGGUUGUCAGUAGAUCGGGAUGUCAAGGUACACCGAAUACUCUAGAAUGCCUCAGACAAUUAGACUUUGAUACGUUAUAUCGAGCUGUUUCUAGUAUAGAUGGACCCGCCAAAGUGGAUGGUUUACCUUUUCGAUGGAUACCUAGAAUUGAUGGAGAUUUUAUUACUGAUACGAUGAAAGGAUCAAUAUCUAAAGGAGCUUACGCUAGAGUUCCUUUAAUAUCAGGAAAUCAAGAUGACGAGGGAACAAUCUUAACAGCUGGUUUAUUGCCACUCUUCAGCAAUGGUCCAUUACGCGAUUAUUUAGCCUCAACGUUUUUUCAGAAAGCCACAUCACAAGAAAUAGAUGAAGUCUUACGUUUGUAUCCUCAAGACCCUUCAGUUGGAUCACCUUACAACACAGGUUUUUUGAAUAUCUUGACACCCAUCUUUAAACAAGUGGCUUCGAUGUACGGUGAUAUUCAAUUCCAGGCACCUCGAAGACAGUUUCUUGAAGGCACACAAGCAAGUAUGCCCGUUUGGAGUUACAUUGACAAGGGCUUCAAACUAGUUCCCUACCUUGGAGCUUUUCAUGGUACAGACGUGGUGAAUGUUCUUGGAAUCUUAUCUGGAAGUCGUACAGUAGAAUAUCAAUCUAGAUGGAUUUCAUUUGCAAACACAAUGAAUCCUAAUGUAGCAGGAUAUCCUGAUUGGCCAAAUUAUGGUCAAGAUCGACAGAUGUUGGAAAUCGGACCGAAUGGAUCUAAAGGUACAAUUAUUGAUGAUUUUAGACAAGAAGCUAUACAAUAUAUCAAUGAUCAUGAUUCUGAUUUGGCCUUGAGACCUCUUUAA